UUACACAGAGGUUCAAGUGGACGGACAUGGACAACUUGUUGAGACAACUGGUUCGGGGGAAGGCCCUGCUCUUUAUCAUAGUUCUUGGGCUGGGUGGAUGCUUCCAGGUUGGAUGCCACAACACAUUAAUUAGCUCGCCAUCUCCGUUCAUUAAGAGCUUUAUAAACAGCAGUUGGACUCAGCGCUAUGGAGAAGCUCCAGGAGAGAACACAAUCACAUUCAUAUGGUCUGCUAUAGUGUCUGUCUUUGCUUUGGGAGGACUUCUGGGCUCCAUCAGUGUCCGGUGGGUCACCAACCUACUGGGGAGAAAGAGAGCUAUGAUCUGGAACAACGCAAUCAAUGUUGUAGGUUUAGGCAUCAUGAUCAUCAGCAAACCCGCAAACUCGUUCGAGAUGAUCCUGAUCUCUCGCUUUUUCUUUGGUUUCACCUCAGGUUUAGGUGGGAACCUCCAUGUCAUCUACCUUGGAGAGAUCUCACCCAAGAAAAUAAGAGGGAUGGUCACACUCACUGUCGCCACCUUUAAAGCUGUCGGAAAACUGACAGGGCAGUUUGCAGGUCUAAGUGAGAUCCUGGGUCGGGAGGACUGGUGGAACAUCCUGCUCUGUGUCCCAGCCUUUUUCUCCAUAAUUCAGAUGGUAACGCUGCCUUUCUUCCCUGAAGCUCCAAGAUACUUACUGAUAGAGAAGGGCAACACUGAACAGUGUAAAAAAGCGCUGCAGUGUCUGUGGGGUCCGGGGGACUACAAGCUGGAGAUUGAGGAGAUGCGCCUAGAGCAGGCGUCUCUGGGAGGAGAGCGCAGUAAGACUCUGCUGGAGCUGCUGAGGGACCAGAGCGUACGCUGGCAACUUCUCUCAAUGUUCGUCAUCAAUGGAGCUAUUCAGUUCGGUGGCAUCCCAGCGGUCAGCGUCUUUUCUUUCAGCAUCUUCCAGGAGGCGGGAAUUCCUGUGGAAAAGAUCCGUUACGUCACUCUGGGGGUGGGGGUAUCUGAAAUCCUCACCAACAUCACAUGUGGUCUGCUGAUUGACCGUGUGGGCAGGAGAGUGCUGCUUUGGGCAGGUUUUGGUUCCAUGGCGGUCAUUAUGGCACUGAUUACCGUCAGUCUGGAGCUAAAGGAUUACUCUUUCUGGAUUCCGUACAGCACUGUCGCCCUCGUAUUCCUCUUCGUCAUCUGUUUCGGAGGAGGACCAGCUGGGGUGGUGCCAUCAUUCAGCCACGAGAUAUUUGUCCAGUCGUAUCGCUCUGCAGCGUUUGUGUUCAUUGGAAUCAUGACGUGGGCCGGUUUCACUGUGCUAGGAUUUAUCUUCCCUUUCCUUCUGGCCGCUCUGAAGUCCUUCAGCUUCACGCUCUUCUCGUGCGUCUGUUUGGCCGCGUCGCUCUACAUUUUCUUCACCCUCCCAGAAACGAAGGGCAAAACUCCCCUGGAAAUCUCUGAGGAGUUCAGGAACAUCAGAAUAUGUGGCUCUUCCACUGACGACAAGUGCUUGGAGACGAGACUGUGAAAAACAAACGGGACAGAAGUGGAGUUUUUCUCUUGUUCACUUUACUACUGAACUGCUAAA
Messenger RNA from Colossoma macropomum (tambaqui), 1559 nucleotides. RefSeq names its product solute carrier family 2, facilitated glucose transporter member 9-like. The transcript is spliced from 12 exons. Gene Ontology annotation, biological process: monosaccharide transmembrane transport. NCBI's taxonomy places the organism in Eukaryota, Metazoa, Chordata, Actinopteri, Characiformes, Serrasalmidae. Bases 27 to 1499 code for a protein of 490 amino acids. Gene Ontology annotation, cellular component: membrane. The record is from RefSeq and is a predicted model, not a curated record. Gene Ontology annotation, molecular function: hexose transmembrane transporter activity.